Orbicella faveolata is the source of this 2777-nucleotide messenger RNA. Its product is annotated as sodium-coupled monocarboxylate transporter 1-like. Gene Ontology annotation, biological process: transmembrane transport; sodium ion transport. The record is from RefSeq and is a predicted model, not a curated record. Gene Ontology annotation, molecular function: symporter activity. NCBI's taxonomy places the organism in Eukaryota, Metazoa, Cnidaria, Anthozoa, Scleractinia, Merulinidae. Gene Ontology annotation, cellular component: membrane.
CAUGACGUACCAGACACCAAUAGCACGUUGACCACCGAGUUCUACUGCUGAGUUGCUUGUCACGACUUGCGCUAUGGAGGGAAAAGCACAGUUUGGAAAAGUAGAUUUUGCUGUUUUUGGAGUUAUGUUGCUCCUGUCAACUUUCAUUGGAAUAUACCAUGCCUUUACUGGGGGAAGACAGCGAACAACGAAAGAAUUUUUGUUCGCUAACCGCGGUAUGAUGGCUGUACCUGUGGCGCUGUCUUUGUUGGCAUCGUUCAUGUCUGCGAUUACAAUUCUCGGUGUUCCCUCGGAGAUUUACAUCUUCGGGACACAAUACUGGCUUAUUAUCGCUUCUUACGUGAUUCUUUUCCCAUCUGUGGCGCUGAUAUUUGUUCCUGUGUUUCGUGCAGUGGACAUUUCAAGUUCGUAUGAAUACUUAGAAAAGAGGUUUUCCACUGGAAUUCGUAACAUUGGAAGUUUGUGUUUUAUAAUCCAGACUUCUCUGUAUAUGGCCAUUGUGGUUUACGGCCCAGCCAUAGCUUUGGAAGCAGUGACAGGAUUUCCAGUGUGGGCCUCCAUUAUAUCCAUUGGCAUCGUCUGUACUUUUUACACAACCAUUGGAGGCAUGAAAGCUGUCAUUUGGAAUGAUGUGUUUCAAGCCAUAGUUAUGCUUGGUGGCUUAAUUGCAGUGCUCAUUGUCGGCACAGUCAAAGUUGGGGGAUUUGGAAAAGUCUUUGAUCUUUUGGAGAAAGGCCAAAGACUGAAGUUUAUUGAUUUUAACCCAGAUCCUACUCAGCGCCUGUCAAUAUGGAGUCUGAUCAUUGGGGGAGCAUUUGGUUUGUUUCCUCUCUGGGCUGUCAAUCAAACUGCAGUGCAAAGAUUCUUGGCCGCCAAGUCAAACAAGGAGGCAAAACGUGCUGUUUGGAUCAACUUGCCUCUCAGUAUAUUUGCUGUUUCUCUUUGUGCUCUGUGUGGAUGUGUGAUUUAUGCAUUUUACGCUGACUGUGACCCCAUCUCAGCUGAACGCAUCAAAAAGGGUGACCAGAUCCUGCCAUAUUUUGUGAUGCAUGUGUUGGGAUCACUGUAUGGAGUACCUGGUUUAUUUGUGGCCUGUCUUUUCAGUGGGACUCUCAGUACGGUGUCAUCAGGUCUAAACUCAUUAGCAGCCGUCGUGUUGGAAGACUUUAUCAGGCCAUGGUGCAGAAAUAGACAGAUGCAGCUCUCUGAGAUACGUGCUACAUUGUACUCAAAACUUCUAGCUUUUGGAUUUGGAGUAUUGACUAUUGGCCUGUCUUUUCUUGCCACUAGGCUGGGUGCCAUUCUACAGUUAUUUUACAGCGUCUUCGGUGUUGUUGGUGGACCUGUUGUAGGUGCAUUUUGUCUUGGAAUGUUCACGCGGCGAGCUCAUUCAAGGGGUGUGUAUAUCGGUCUAUUGCUUGGCUUUGCUGUUGGUCUGUGGAUAGGUAUUGGUGCUAAAGUGUAUCUCCCACCCGUCACUAAGGCCCCUCUCUCCACGGAGGGCUGUAAAGUCAAUGUUAUGUCCAUUAACAGCACAGUUAAUUCAACAAGUGCUCCGCCACCAAAGGAGUAUGAAGGUCUUAUAUUGUACAGAAUAUCCUGGUUAUGGUACAGCGCCGUGUGCUUUGCAGUAACAUAUAUCACAGGACUUCUUGUUAGCGUCUUAUGGCGUGGUAAUCACGAUGGUAACGAGAUAGACGCGCGUCUACUGUUCAGAAUUGAUUACUGUUUACCAAAUUGCACGAGGAAAAGUUCUGAAGGAAAACAGGACGAACAACAACAGCUAAACAAGGCUGAAAGCGAAGAAACUAAACAGAAUGGUGAGGCUUCAAAAUCAGGACCACACAUUGACGACGAACAGGAGUACCCAGAGGGUCCCUUGCUAAUGACGACAAGGAUGUGAUUACGUCAUGUUACGACUGAAGAGCUGAUUUGGCGGGGAACAGAGUUACUGAUAGGUUUUGUUGGUGAGAACAUCAGCGGUGGAUGGCAAUAUGAGGCUGAGAUGAAAUGCAUGCACAUAUACUAUGUGAUUUAUUGAAUUUUUUUCUAGAUAGCUGAAAUUAAGAUCGAAUAAUUGCCUUUUGUAAAUUUUUUUUUUUAAUUUGCCGUGCAAGAACAUCUACUAAAAUUUUAUUUCACGUAAUGUAGAAUGAGGUUUCCUCGCUUGUUUGUCCUUUUUCAAACUGAAUAUUCCUUUCGCGCAUGUUUUGUUUUAUUGGGAGGUUCGUAUUGGGUUUUUUGCUGUUUAAAUGAAUUACACACCUCCAGCUGGUCAGACAUGUGGUGUGUGGUAAGUUCGCCGCGGUUUACUUCGCAUACAUUGUUCACAUGGAACACCAAACCAAGGCGUAUAAUAUCGAACGCGGGUUUGCAUUGUUUAUUAGGGAUGUAAUAAUUAUUUUAUUGCCAAAUUAUUGUAUUUAAACUUUGAAAGGGUUCAGAAUUGUAUAAGAUUGUUGUUUAAGUUAGGUUAAUAUCAAUAUCGUUCGUAAACAUGACACGUUAUUAAAACGUAAUUUACAAUAAAAACGCGUCAUUUACAUAAUUUCCGUCUCACGUAAUCGCUGGUGUUUUUUCGUUCAUGUGCAAAGAUCCGCCCACGAGUUCAACUCUUCAGAGUUCCGUUCACUUUUGAGUGGAAGUGCUCGGCCCGAUGCCAGCAACUCCGAGUGUGGUGGACUGGGACGAGGGGGAGGGGUGAGGAGGGUGGUACAGAUUGCUUCAAAGAUGAUGGACCGCUGUCAAACCACAGAAAGAGGCAAAAAAAAAAAAAA